GAUUUGAAAUCGACUCGGGAGAAAAGUCAUGUAUAUGCCUAACUAUUUAACAGCAUGGGAAAUUGAAGAAUUGUACGAGAGAUGUGCAGAUUUUGCAGAAGAAACCGACUACAGACAUGUUCCAAUAUACCAAAUGUGGCGCGACAAACCCGACCAUUACUGGAAAGAUAUUUUUCAAAAUAAAGGCGGCGCUAUGAUUCCUUACAUGAAAGAUUUCAAUGGAGAUCAGAGGUCCGCCAUUAACGGAAAUAUUAAGGGUCUGUUUUUUGGAUGCGGGUUAGAUCGCAAGAGAAUAAAGCCGCCAUAUUUCUCCUAUUUUGGAAAUCAACGUCUGCUUGUUGAUUCAGAUUUUAUCUUAAACAAGUCCAAAAAUUUGUAUUUUGCGGAUUUUUACUGUCACUACCAGUAUCACUAUGCGACGUUAGUCGUGACGAAUCCGGGGUCAAAGCAAGACAGCUUUUGCCAGGAACACGAACUUUUUGAACUUGACAUUUUUGAUAACCCGUUUCUCUACCUAGGCGACUCAAGAGGAAACGAGCCUAAACCAGUGUACGUUACCCUUGGGGUCCGAGUAGAAGUAUUUGUGACCAAUAAGAUGAAUAUUCCUCAUUUGCUGAAAAUAAGAAAAGGACGAAUGAUGGAUGUACAGCCCCGCGGCCGCGGUCGCAGUCAUAAGAAUGGGAUCCCCAAGAAAGAGGUGUGCGACAUUUGCAACAUAAACCCUGUGUCUUACAAUAGGUGGAUGGGGAAUAUCUGGUAUUAGUGAUCUAUUGGCUCUGUCAUCAUACGCUUUGCGCUAAGUUUAAUUUCCAGAAAACAUGAAAAAAAUAUGGAGGGAUUAUAUGAAGUGGGUCAAAAUAUUUCUUUCAAUGGGGAGAACUCGAAAAUGAAAUGUGUAUCUUGAUUGCACCCCCUUCAGUGAACGAGCCAAUAGUAUGGUGUGUAAAAAAAAAUACAUGUACAUGAAAAGUAAUUGAGUCAAUCAAAAAUAUCUCUAUCGUAGAAAUAUCCCAAAAAGCAAAUUUCAAUAUUGCACAAUCUUUGACAUACUCUACAAUAAAUUCCAGAGUCAAUUCUUUAUCCGAAUAAUACGAUCCCCUUGACUUUAAUGCCAUAAUAAUCCGACUGUCAAUUAUAAUUACUUUAAAAUUAUAUGGAUUUUAAAUUUUAAAAUUUCCAGUGUACAUGUAUGUUAUUUCA
Molecule: messenger RNA, 1200 nt
Organism: Saccostrea echinata
Lineage: Eukaryota; Metazoa; Mollusca; Bivalvia; Ostreida; Ostreidae
Product: phytanoyl-CoA hydroxylase interacting protein-like
Exons: 2
Coding region: 29-763 (244 amino acids)
Source: RefSeq, a predicted model, not a curated record